Molecule: messenger RNA, 1157 nt
Organism: Musa acuminata AAA Group (dessert banana)
Lineage: Eukaryota; Viridiplantae; Streptophyta; Magnoliopsida; Zingiberales; Musaceae
Product: putative callose synthase 8
Exons: 3
Coding region: 306-791 (161 amino acids)
Biological process (GO): (1->3)-beta-D-glucan biosynthetic process
Cellular component (GO): plasma membrane; 1,3-beta-D-glucan synthase complex
Molecular function (GO): 1,3-beta-D-glucan synthase activity
Source: RefSeq, a predicted model, not a curated record
GCAGGAGGAAGAGGCGACCCUCCUCGUCGGUCGACAGCGAGCUCGUCCCCAUCCUACGCGUCGCCAACGAGAUCGAGACCCUCAACCCUCGCGUCGCCCACCUCUGUCGUUUUCAUGUAUUUGAGAAGGCUCAUAAGUUGGAUCCUGCGUCAAGCAAGUGUGGCACUCGUCGGUUCAACACAUAUCUCUUAGACUGGAAGAGGUCAAUUCUGGAGGAUCCACGCAUUCAGCAAAAUGGCAAGCCUCUUGAAAAUGCUCUAGCUUCACAGUCAAUCUUUCAGCUGGGCUUGUUACUGGUUCUGCCUAUGGUUUUGGAAGUUGGUUUGGAGAAGGGAUUUCAGACAGCUAUUGGUGAAUUUAUUCUAAUGCAGCUGCAACUGGCUUGUGUUGUCUUUACCUACCAGCUUGGGACUAAAGCCCAUUACUAUGGGAGGACAAUACUGCAUGGAGGUGCAAAAUAUAGAACUACGGGCCAUGGUUUUGUACUAUUUCAUGCGAAGUUUUCUGAUAACUACCGCAUGUACUCCCGCAGCCAUUUUUGUUUGAGGACUAGAGCUGUUGAUAUUGUUGAUUGUCUAUUAAGUAUAUGGAAAUUCACAUCGAAGCUGGACGCUGUACCUGUUCGUCAUGUUUUCUGUGUUUCUAGGUUGCUUCACGGAUGUUUGCAGCAUUUGUAUUCAACCCUUCCGGAUUUGAGUGGCAGAAGACAGUUGAUGAUUGGACAGACUGGAAAAAAUGGAUGGAAAACCUUGGAGGAAUUGGGAUUGCAGCAGAUAGGAGUUGAAUCAUGAUGGGAGAGUGAGCAUACUAGAGAUCGUCCUGGCUCAACGCUUCUUGAUCUUCCAGUAUGUCUACGGGUUUGUCAUGGCUGGUGAUGUUGACCAGUGCUGAAGGUAAUGCACUAAACACACGAGAACUGAUGAUCGCUCGACUAACUUCAUGAUCAGUCAUGUCCAGUAAAUGAAAAUUCUAUAUAGAUCAACAAAGUGAGACUUGAGGCAUAAUAACAUUGUAUUCUGGAAUUAAAUAAUGGGUGCUGAAGCAUGAAAUAUGAGUAACUGAUGGGAUUGUCUAUAUUGGUCGAGCUGUUUUUUCAAUUACUUAACUGGUACUUUGCACUGCAUGCAAUGCAGGGCAGUACUUUUUGUAUAGUCUAA